AAUAUUUCUAGGUUAUAUUCCUGAAAUGUUCCCGGGCUUUAAAAGAAAAAAGCAGAAACAGAUAAACAUUUAUAAUCAUAUUACUGGACUCACAAGUAAAAUAUAGAAAUAGUAAUCCAACACUAAUUUCUUACUACUAAUCGUAUAAUCAUGUCAGCUCAAGAUAAUGUCGCAGACUCUGUGCUUUCCUACUGGAAAAUGUUUAACGAAAUGGUACCAGAAAUAAGAAAAGCCGAGUGCUCGGAGAGUGGUGUCAAGAAACUAGCUAAUAUUAUACAAUCCAGAGAAUUUUCAAAUAUAAUAUUCAUUUGCACGAAAGAUCCUUGCCAUACAUUUGAGAAGUAUCAAGAUAUUUGUAAUAAGUACAAAGCUUUCACCACUUGGCUUCUCGGGCAAUUUUUCUAUUUCCUAGGCAGUGAAAAGUUUUUAAAAGUGCACGACAUCGUUAUUGAUACUCAAAUCAAUAUUUUAAAGCACUUAUCUAAAACAAAACUGCAUAUAUACAAUGAACUUUACAAGGAAUACAGCAAAGCACUUGAAAUGCUUGUUGAUUUUUAUAACAGCCCACAAGAAACACUCAAAUUGGAAGUAUUUGUACCUGAGCAGUUUGAUGAUUUGAGUACUAAUCUAGAUCUAACUCAGGCUUUUAUUGAGGUAUCUUCAGAAUCAAAAUGUGUUAGUAUUCUAGAAAAAAUGAUGAAGAUAAUUGAACUGUUUCUCUCAGAGAACUUCACAUUUUAUAGUUUCGAUGAAAAUACUACCAGAAACUUGGAUUGUCUACUGGCUAUGUUAGGAAGUAAAAACUUAAGCAUGAAGCUAAGCAUUGUUGACAUAUUUUUAAGUAUCUUGAACAACAAGACUUUUGACCUUGUAGACGUGAAUACUAUCAUAAAGAGAAAGCUUACGUUAUUCACUAUGUUGUAUGAGCAACUAGUAUAUAAAGUAUAUAAUGAGGAGAUCUGGACUACUACAGAUGAUAUGCAUAAAUUUGAAAACGGGCUUGUUAGGUUUUUUGAUAUCAUAGGAAAGAGCAAUUGGUUUAUUUGCUUGAAUAAUCUACAUGCAUUUGUGUACAAGAAGAGUCUUGAAAGCAAAGGAUGUGUGCCAUCACAAGAGGUUCAGGUAGCUUCCUUAAAAAAAUCACAACAGCAUCACAACAGAGGAAACUACAUACAUCUCAUAGCACAGUUUCAUAAUAGUGCUUUGGUAUACUCUGUUGAAAAUGACAUUUGCAAAGAUAUCUUGCAAACAGAGCACACCAGUGAUCUAACUAAGGUAUACAGAAUGGAUGUAAGCAAAAUUUGGUGCCACUUGUCCAAAAGUAUUCUAGAAAAUAUGGAUCUUAUUAAAUGUACGAAAAAUAAAUGUCUACUGGGCCCAUUUUUGAAAUAUUCAGAACAACUCACAAGUAUGGUGAUGAGAAUCAAGAUCAAGGCAUUGCAGAAUGAUGUAAAUACAGCUCUACAGUUUUUUGAUGAAAAUACAUUGCUUCAAAGUUUUUUAAGCAAGUAUACAUCACACAUAGAAGUGUGUGGUGUUAACAGACACCUGCCAGAUAUUUACAAUUUCUUUAUGAAUGUAUGUUUGUUAACACACAAGCAGAAUCUUGCUGCAAUAUUUGGAAUAUUAGUAUCUCCUCUUUUGAAGAGGUUCUGUUCAAAAAACGAAAAUUGUUUCAGCGAAUUCACAUAUAGAUAUACAGGUGAUACUAACAUGUUGAUGAAAUCGCUGUACAGAAAACUAUUUGCUGCAAAUAUAGAUUGCUUCAUUUCAUUGAAAAGUGUUGUGACGUUUUUCGAAGUCAUAUCUAGUGGUUUGGUGGAGGUGAAUAACCAUCAGUUACAAAUGAUAGAAAAGACCUUUAUGGAAAUAUGCAAAGGCGUGUUCGAUAUGCGGGAACCAGAAUUUAUAUGCGAGAUUUUAGCGUCGAUUCCAUACAUAGUAACCUUCUUUGAAGACACGGCAGCAAUAUUCAACAACUUGUGGAUGCGAGCUUUCCAAUCCUUCUCUAACCUAACGGACGUUGUCGAAAAGGCUGUUGCAGAAAUCUCUGACGUAGUCUGCUGUUUCAACUGUCCUUAUGUCAGAGUGAUAGGGUGGGAUGGAGAGAAUAGUCGAAUUAAAUCAAACUUCCGCUGCAGAAAAUGUUCUCUGAAUAACGUUGAGGAGAAACAUGAUAUACUUAAAAUUGUGAAAGAAGAAUUUGGCGAUGAAGUGGGGACGGUGAAUUUUCAGAAGAUUAGAGGAGAUGGUCCGUUGAUCACAACGGCACUGAAGCAGAUAUUGAUGUUGUUGUCAACAGCCAAGGAGUGUAUAAAAAUCAAGUGCUUAGAAACGUUACCAGCAUUCGCUGGUCAUGUGACUCAAUUCCAUUCAGUAAGUGUUACAAAGAUUUGGAUAGUCCUAUUUGAAGAACAAAACGAUGAUGUAAAGAAAAAGGUAGUUGAGGUUGUGGGUGAUCUCGUGAGGUAUAACCAGGAAUGUGAUGUAAUUACUGAAUUGGUGAAGACAGACAUCCUGCAAACCAUCUUCACACAGCUCCUAACUUUAACGAAAAAAUCCCUGAAAUUUUCCAAAUAUCAAGAACAGUAUCGUCUUCUUCAAAUUAUACAAGAAAUAACUCUGACGAAGAAAGACUAUAUCGUUUUAGAGUCGAUGAAAAUCCUUCUUUACUUCAUAAUGAUACCUACCUCGAAGUAUUCCCUCAUCGCCGUAAAUGCCUGUUUUAAAUUAGCAAAGAGGAAUGAGACGGCAACUACGGAUAUUUACAAGGAGAAUAAAAAAGAAAUGUGCGAAGUAAUCAGUUAUUUGUGCUCGAUGAAUCAGGCUGUGAUCAACUACAGUUUGGCUACAUCUUUAGAGAAGGUUUCGCCAAUGUUUGGAUUUUACGGGUCGAAGGAUUUUGUGACACAGGAGAGUAACUACCUGUUACCCUUCCUCGUACGAAAAGUGGUGAAAAUGCCGGCGGUAACCAAAUUGAUUCAAGAAAUGGCUACCAUGCUUGAUAUGGAGAUGCCUGAUAUGCUUGCUUGCAAGUACGGCUAUAUAUUCAUUCAAAUCUUCUUAGAUGACUUGUCAAAGGAGGAAUUCAAGCAGUGCAUGAAGUAUUUAGAGAAAGCUACCAGCAUGAGCGGGCCAUCUUUGAGAAAGCGAAAUUUUAGGAUUAUUUUAAACAAGCUUCUUCUGAAUUUUCACGAAAAGAAGGAUAAUGUGUUGCUAGCUUUGAUGCUUCUGGCAGAGGAAGACACUGAAAAUAGAACAACACAGAUUCCUGACUAUCUACAACCGCACUUUCUAGGAGUGUUACAGUAUUUCGAUGGAAAACUAAUGUCAAAGAAUAAUUCAAAGAAACGGAAUAUGCUGAAGAGUUUAGCGGACUUGCUCAGGUAUAUGGGUCCCACUCAUAUAAUGCAUCUCCGCUUCAAAAUCAUAGCAAUGCUCCAAGCAACCAAUUGCGACCAGCAUCCAGAGCUGAACGUUGAAGUGUGGGAUGCUUUCAUUAGAACUUGUAAGAUCGAAUUUCUCAGUCCACACUUGGCAUUGGUUUUUGUGUCCAUACUGCCACUCCUGGACUCAUGUCCUAGACAAGUAAAUGACAUCUUCAGAUAUCUCAUUGUAGAGAAUGAGGAGAAUACAAAAAAAUUCAUACCGGAUCUGUUCUUUCUUAACAAUGAUAAGAUUGAUCACGAAGUUCUCUGUAUCAUAAAAAGGUACAUAAAAGCUCUGGAAAAGUAUAGCUUGAAAGAAAAAAUCCAGAAAUUCCUUAAGUACCUCACACAUGAAGCCACUGAAGUAAAGAUUCAAGCUUUGAGGCAGCUGAAAAAAUAUCUAGAACAAAACAGGGAAGAGUUGGACAUAAUGAUAUUGAAUUACAAUGGGAUUGAUACUGUAAUAGUUGAAUUGGUCGAAAUUCUUACGACGGAGUGCAGGGAAAAGGAUGAACAGUUAAAAUUGGCUUGUGGACAGUUGAUAGGCGAACUGGGGGCAAUUGAACCCAGUCAUCUACCGAAAAGGUGUUCCCAUGAUGACCAAUCAUUCUCAUUCUAUAUCCAUGAAGACUCGUUCAUUACAGGUUGUCUGACUGAGUUGAUCAAGAGAUUACAAUCUGAGUACAAUCCUCAGAACAUGGAUCGUUAUGCCCUUGCUAUUCAAGAAACUCUCAAGGAAUACGAAAUUUCUCCGGAACCCCAUAGUUCCAGACAGUACUUAUGGAACCAAUUCUCUGACACUCAUAAAGAAGUUAUGCUGCCCUUAUUAUCAUCCAGAUAUGUUAUUUCACAGCCAGUUUUAGCAAACAGUUUCCCAACUCCUGUUUAUGGAUCACAUUUGGGGACAUCGUUCCAUUCGUGGUUGUACAAUUGGACGUGCAGUUUGAUAUAUUCACUCCCUGAAGACAAAAAGAAUAUUCUGACAGUAUGUCUACCAAGCAUGAAACAUGACAAACGAAUUUUGAUGUACUUUCUCCCUCAUGUUUUGGUACUUGCCCUGUUAGAAGGCAUUGACGGCAUAGCUGGAAAAUCUUUUACAGAAAUUCAAACUAUAACCAGCUCGUUUUCGAAAACUAGGUGUAUGGACCCGAAAGUUUUGAACUUGCGGCCUAUUCCAGUUCCAGGAGCGCUUACUAAAGCCCAAUCUAUAACACCAGAGGAAAUGAAGCAAAUGCAGUGCACAAAAGUUGUUUUCUUGUUAUUAGACUUCGUUGACAGGUGGCUUAGGGAAUGGGAAUGGCAAAGAGGACAAGCGGGGAUUAAUAACGAUAAUUAUAGCACCAUUAAGGCAUUCCAAAAGAGGUUAUGUAAAUUGCAGUUGGCGAAAUGCAACUACCAUUGCGGUGAAUAUCCUCGAGCUUUAAUGUAUUUGGAAGACUACAUAACUGAAAAUAAGAAUUGUAUGGAACAGCAUCUUCCAUUUCUUGCAGAGAUUUACGCUCAGUUGGAUGAACCUGAUGGAACAAAAGGUGCAACUGCACUUCAAACUACUGAGCCUUCCGUUGAACAGAAAAUUCUUGCUCUCGAGGUAUCUGGAAAAUUGGCGGAUGCCACCACCUGUUAUGAACAGCUGAUGAAGCCGUUAAAGUUACACCAUGUUCAGGGAUUGGUCCAAUGCUACUUGAACCUAGACAAUGUCAGCACAGCAUUCCAUUUCAUAAAAGGAGCAUCCGACGAUCACUUGGACUUUGGAAAUAUGUUGUUGGAAAUGCAAGCCGAACCAUUAUGGCGCUUGGGGCAAUACGAUGAUUUAGAUGCACUGGUGAAGAAACCAGAAGUGGCGGAGAGCAAAUAUUGGGGUGUACAGAUAGGCAAAGCGCUUCUCAAUUUUAAGUAUGGAAAAACUGAAGCAUUCCAAACAACGCUAAACAACCUACUAACUCAACAAUUAGAUCUGUUCAGUGCUGCCAGCUUAGAGGAAGGUGCCUACCAACACGGCUAUAACUAUAUAUCGAAAUUGCAUACUUUGAACGAGUGUCAGCAGGUGCAACGUCUAGUAUCGGAUAUAUUGGUGAAGCCUAAUGACCAACAGUAUGCAGAAAGUUUAAUCAAGAAGCUCACGAACGAUUGGAAUUUGAGGAUAAAGGUUGUCCAAGAAUCUGUGCAGAUCAUAGAACCACUAUUGUGUCUGAGACGAGUUUCACUGAAUCUUGCUAAAACAGUUAUAGAAGAAAAGUUACGACGCCCUGUUUCGUAUUUUGACACGCUUAUAGGGGACUGUUGGUUGCUCAGUGCUAAAAUUGCCAGAUCUGCAGGGUUGCAUCAACAAGCCUACACUUACAACAUAAAAGCAGAAGAAUAUGCCCCAGCUACACUGUUUAUUGAGAAAGCAAAGCUGCAUUGGUUUAGGGAAGAACACGAACAGGCACUCACAAUACUCAAAAAAGGCAUGGAACAAAUAUUACCGCCUGACGGAAAUGCUGCACAGUUAAGAUUGGAAGAACGAAAAAUAUGCGCGAAAGCAAGACUACUUUACGCCAUUUAUAAUGACGAAAUUUCUAACGUGGAGGCUGAAGUUAAUAUUUUGAAUUAUAGAAGAGCAAUUGAUGUUCAUAGGGAAUGGGAAAAAAGUCUGGUAUGUUUGGCUCAGUAUUACGACAAACUACUACAAAAUAUGUCCGUUGAGGAUCGUGAUACAAAAGGCAAUGACUUCCAACUGUACAUGAUCAACUUUUUUGGUAAAUCCCUGCAGUAUGGAACCGAUUAUGUCUACCAGUCUAUGCCCAGACUACUAUCGAUUUGGUUCGACUAUGGCUCUCGUAUUUUAGAAGUAACUAAUCCUACGGUCAGAGAAGAAAGAAGAUCAGUUCUUCUUAACAUGACCAGAUUGAUUGAUUCGUUUUUGGAAAGACUGCCGCCUUAUGUGUUUCUGACUGCGUUCUCGCAGUUGAUCUCUAGAAUAUGUCAUCCACAAAAAGAGGUGUAUGGAGAGCUAAAGCUAAUUAUCAUUAAACUAAUGCACCACUAUCCGCAACAGUGUUUAUGGAUGAUAAUUUCCGUUAUUAAAUCCAGCUAUCCAGUUCGUUCAAAAAGAUGUGCAGAAAUCCUCUCUGAUCCUCGACUAAAAUCUACUACUCUGACAAAAUUGAUCAGGGAUUUUACGAGUUUAGCUGAAAAGUUGAUCGAGCUGUGCAAUAAGGAGAUCCCUGGGGAUGUUACGACAGCUAGUGUCAGUUCUUUGCUUCGAUCUUUGCCAAGGUUGUUAGGAAAAGGUGACUUCAGUGAAAUAAUGAUGCCUACGUUCAAGUUAAGGAAGCUAAUCUUACCCAACCCGGAUUUCAGCACUACUGAACACAAUCCAUUCCCAAAUCAAAGUGUUUACAUUACUGGGAUUGAAGAUGAGAUCAACAUUUUGACUAGUUUACAAAGGCCAAGAAAAAUAACUUUGAGAGGAUCUGAUGGAAAGAAGUACACAUUCAUGUUAAAACCUAAAGAUGAUCUUCGGAAAGACUUUCGAUUGAUGGAAUUCAAUGAUAUUGUAAACCAUUUGCUGUCUAGAGAGGCAGAAUCAAGACAAAGAAGGCUGAACAUACGAUUGUAUUCUGUGGCACCACUCAAUGAGGAGUGCGGACUCAUAGAAUGGGUACCUAAUCUUAUUGGGCUCCGACCUGCGUUGAUGACCAUUUAUAAACAGAAAGGAAAUGUUAUGAGGACAAAAGAAUUGAAAGAAGCGUGCUGUAACAUAAGGGAUCCCUUAGAUAAGAAGAGGGAUAUAUUUCUGAAAAAGUUGUUGCCACGGCAUCCACCGGUUCUAGGUGAAUGGUUUAGGAAGACUUUUCCAGAUGCACAAAGUUGGUUAACAGCUAGAACAGCCUAUAUCAGGACGACAGCUGUGAUGUCUAUGGCCGGGUAUAUCCUUGGCCUAGGUGAUAGACACGGAGAAAAUAUUCUAUUGGACUCCACUUGUGGAGAUGUUGUUCACGUCGAUUUCAAUUGCUUAUUUAAUAAGGGUGAAAAGUUCGAUUGGCCAGAACGAGUUCCAUUCCGGCUCACGCACAACAUGGUUGCCGCCAUGGGCCCUUUGGGUGUUGAAGGAACUUUUAGAACAUCAUGCGCAUGCACGCUGAGGGUACUGAGGCACAACGCCAACAUUUUGAUGUCUAUAGUCACUCCAUUCGUCUACGAUCCUUUGGUGUCAUGGACAAGAAAUAUGGGCGGGCCUCCUUUGAACAAUCACAAUCCAGAAAGGACCAAUGAUGAGGCUGUGGACCACAUAAAAAAUAUUGAGCUGCGACUACAAGGAACGGUCAAGUCGAGACAUAAAACUUUAACUAUGCCACUUUCUGUAGAUGGACAAACAAAUUAUCUUAUAAAUGAAGCAAUCAGUGUUGAUAAUCUGUGUCAAAUGUAUAUAGGAUGGGGGCCUUACUUGUGAGAUAUAGUAUGUAAUAUUUUGGUACGUUUUGAGCAAAAAUAUAUUUAUUCUUUUUUGUGUAUUUUUUACUACAAACAUACAAUAACGGAAUACAUUUAUUCAUAACUGGCGAAAUUCAGCCCUCAUUAUUUUUUAUGGACGGAAAAAUUGCAGUAGGUAGCUUUUACGCUGUAUAUUAUG
Molecule: messenger RNA, 8043 nt
Organism: Acanthoscelides obtectus
Lineage: Eukaryota; Metazoa; Arthropoda; Insecta; Coleoptera; Chrysomelidae
Source: the annotation of a GenBank genome assembly